GAUUGAAGGUGUAAUCUUCCAACAAAAUGUGUAUGUUUUAUAAUUCGCCCUGCAGUUGCUUCACGUACCGUUUAGUGAUAGAACUAUGGACAUAUUUGUGAACAGACUGAAAAUCAACAACGUGCUUGAUAUAAGCCAGCUAGAUCAGAGACGUCAGAAACGUGCCAAAGAGCGGGAACAUGAGCGUAAAUGUAAAAUGGACAGUUUGCAAGACACCGGCGAGCUUACACGCGCAGACAAGAUAGACGCUCAGGAGCGAGCCGAUGUCGCAUCUGAGAUACAAAGAAUUCUAACACGACGUAAAUAUGGAAGUAGCGUGUACAACAGAAGUUUUGAAGUAAUGAGACGCAAGCUUAAACAUCAGAGACGCGAUGGAGAACUGCGUCUGAGACGUUACGUUGUUGAAAUGGUUCAGAGAAGACACAAAGAUAACGUUGUCUAAUGUUAAAUGUUUUCAAUAUUAUGUCAAUGUAUUUAUUCUUGUGUUUUGUUUUAACGUGGGCUUGUUGCACAAUUUAA
This is a messenger RNA of Dreissena polymorpha, 519 nucleotides long. RefSeq lists its product as uncharacterized. NCBI's taxonomy places the organism in Eukaryota, Metazoa, Mollusca, Bivalvia, Myida, Dreissenidae. The record is from RefSeq and is a predicted model, not a curated record. The transcript has 2 exons. The coding region runs from base 86 to 442 and encodes 118 amino acids.